Prunus mume (Japanese apricot) is the source of this 1223-nucleotide messenger RNA. RefSeq names its product rho GDP-dissociation inhibitor 1-like. Gene Ontology annotation, molecular function: protein binding; Rho GDP-dissociation inhibitor activity. Lineage: Eukaryota; Viridiplantae; Streptophyta; Magnoliopsida; Rosales; Rosaceae. Gene Ontology annotation, cellular component: cytosol; membrane; cytoplasm. The record is from RefSeq and is a predicted model, not a curated record. Gene Ontology annotation, biological process: Rho protein signal transduction.
UAUACACACAUAUUCAACUGCCUAAAAUUCGCUCCAAAUCCUCUUCAUAUCCGACGAAGCCCCAUAAUUCCCUGCUCAACCAGUCAUCCUCCAUCUCUUGCCAGCACACUUAGAAAACGAGUGAAAGCAUCCCAAUAUGGUAAACAGCCUCUGAAUUUGGUACAAGUAAUUUGGAAGGGCCACAUAACCAGACCGAAAUCUUCUAUAUACUCCUCUUCUUUUGAUAAAAAUGUCGGCCGCCGUGGGAGCUAUCUCUGCAACCAAAGAUGUUACUUUCAGUUCUCAAAGGGAGGAAGAGGAGCUAGUUAAGAAUGAUGACAUGAAAAACACGGCUGCACUUGGUGAUGAUCAACCAAGCCUAAGCCAGCUUCCCGAAGGUGAUGAUCAUAAUGCGGAGGAGGGUGACCUAGACGAAGAGGAUGAUGAGGUUGCCGCAUUGAAAUCUGAAAAGGAAUUGGUCCUUGGCCCUCAGUUUUCUCUCAAGGAGCAGCUUGAGAAAGAUAAAGAUGAUGAGAGUUUGAGGAAAUGGAAGGAACAACUUCUUGGGAGUGUUGAUCUCUCUACUGCUGGAGAAAGCAAAGAACCAGAAGUGAAGGUCUUAAGCCUCACAAUCAUGUGCCGGGGCCGGCCGGAUAUUGUCCUCCCAAUUCCAUUCACAAACAAACCCAAGAGCAGCCUCUUCACACUGAAAGACGGAUGCCAUAUGCGCAUGAGGUUUACAUUUACUGUCUCCAAAAACAUAGUCUCAGGCCUCAAGUACACCAAUACAGUGUGGAAGACUGGUGUCAGAGUGGACAACUCAAAAAGAAUGCUUGGAACUUUUAGCCCUAGGCAAGAUCCCUAUACAUAUGAGACUGAAGAAGAAACUGUCCCUUCAAGCAUGUUUGCCAGGGGCUGGUAUUGUGUGAGAACAAAAUUUCUGGAUGAUGAUGGAAAAUGCUACUUGGACAUGAGUUACUACUUUGAAAUCCAGAAGAAGUGGCCAAAAUCCUCUUGAAACUUUCCAUCUGUUAUGAGCAUUGGCUUGGUCAUCAAAAUCAAAUGGUCAUGUUUAAUUAGUGUAUCUCUCCAUUUGUACUUUCUUGUCAGCUUUGGGUUUGGUACUAAAUGCUUCAAAUGAGCACUUUCAGUGAAUAAUGUUGUAUCUUGUAAUCAUACUUGGCACAAUGCAAUCCAUAUUUUAAUUCAAUGAGAAAGCACUGCCAUAUGACAAGGCAUGCAUA